GAAUAAUACUGAAAUCGAACCGACCGUAAAUAAUCGUUUUCGAUUUGACAGCAGUUCCGGUUCACAUCCGAACCGCCGGUCAUCGGCGGUUCGAUCUCAGUUGGGCAAGUCUAGACUACAAACGGUAAACCCUAAAAAUCCACGUAUAUUCAAAACCCCUAAUUUCGCCGAUUUCCGUUCGCCGCUCGUAGGGACUUCACCUUCUUCGAAGAUCGAUUCUCCGGCGGCCGCUGCCUGUUUAGGAAGCAGCAGCAAUGGAGGAAGAUAAUGGUUCCAGCAACCGUGUGAUAUGCCAGUUGACGGACUCUGAAGGGACCCCCCUAGGGGCUCCGAUUUUUCUCUCGGAAAGCACUGGCCCUAAGGAGCUUCAGCAACUGGUCAAUAAGCUCCUCAACAAUGAUGAAAAAUUGCCAUAUGCAUUCUACGUAGCAGAUCAUGAACUUGUUGUGCAGCUUGGGCAAUACCUUCAGAAGAAUAAAAUUUCGGUGGAGAAGGUAAUCACUAUAGUUUACCAGCCCCAGGCAGUGUUUCGUAUACGCCCAGUGACUCGUUGUUCUUCCACCAUUGCUGGUCACACAGAGGCUGUACUUUCAGUUGCCUUCAGUCCAGAUAGCAGCCACUUGGCUAGUGGAUCGGGCGACACAACUGUUCGUUUUUGGGACUUAAACACACAAACUCCUUUGUUUACUUGUAAAGGACACAAAAAUUGGGUUCUUUGCAUUGCGUGGUCACCAGAUGGAAAAUAUCUCGUCAGUGGAAGCAAAGCAGGAGAGCUCAUAUGCUGGGACCCACAGACUGGGAAACCAUCAGGCAACCCACUUACUGGGCACAAAAAAUGGAUAACUGGAAUUUCAUGGGAGCCAGUGCAUCUGAAUGCUCCGUGCCGCCGCUUUGUUAGUGCAAGUAAAGAUGGUGAUGCAAGGGUAUGGGAUGUUUCGUUGAGAAGAUGCGUUAUUUGUCUUACCGGACACACACUUGCUAUAACCUGUGUAAAAUGGGGUGGAGAUGGAGUGAUAUAUACUGGAUCUCAGGAUUGUACAAUUAAGAUGUGGGAAACUUCGCAAGGAAAGCUAAUACGUGAAUUGAAGGGUCAUGGGCAUUGGGUAAAUUCAUUGGCAUUGAGUACUGAAUACGUCCUCCGGACUGGUGCCUUUGAUCACACCAGUAAGAAAUAUUCGUCACCAGAGGAAAUGAAGAAGGUAGCUUUAGAAAGAUACAAUAAGAUGAAGGGCAGUGCUCCAGAAAGAUUAGUCUCAGGUUCAGACGAUUUUACAAUGUUCCUAUGGGAACCAUCUGUCAGCAAACACCCCAAAACCCGUAUGACCGGACAUCAACAGCUUGUUAAUCAUGUGUACUUUUCACCCGAUGGGCUAUGGAUCGCAAGUGCCUCCUUCGACAAGUCGGUCAAAUUGUGGAACGGAAUCACUGGAAGUUUUGUGGCUGCCUUCCGUGGACAUGUUGGCCCUGUAUACCAAAUAAGCUGGUCAGCUGACAGUAGGCUUCUUUUGAGUGGAAGCAAAGACUCAACGUUAAAGGUAUGGGAUAUUCGUACCCACAAGUUGAAACAAGAUCUUCCAGGGCAUGCCGAUGAGGUCUUUGCAGUGGACUGGAGUCCAGAUGGUGAGAAAGUAGCAUCUGGUGGGAGGGACAAAGUUUUGAAAUUAUGGAUGGGGUGACAUCUUUAAGGUUAGUUUUUAAAAGUUUUGAAGAAUUAUUUUUGAGUUUCGACGAACAUAUAUAUAUAUAUAUAGUGUAUUUAUUUUGGAA
Andrographis paniculata is the source of this 1767-nucleotide messenger RNA. RefSeq names its product notchless protein homolog. Gene Ontology annotation, cellular component: nucleolus. Bases 255 to 1676 code for a protein of 473 amino acids. Gene Ontology annotation, biological process: ribosomal large subunit assembly. The transcript has 13 exons. The record is from RefSeq and is a predicted model, not a curated record. Gene Ontology annotation, molecular function: protein binding. Lineage: Eukaryota; Viridiplantae; Streptophyta; Magnoliopsida; Lamiales; Acanthaceae.